CUUCUUCUCCAGAGAGAUUCACGUUUCCUUCCUCCGGAAGAAUCUACUCUCUCUGGCUCCUUCGCCUUCCAAUCUCGUUCUCAUCAUAGCCGUGGAAUCCUUGAUCAACGGUUCUUCCCCUCUCAGGUCAUAGUUAGAUGUUGAUGUCUGAAUUGGGGGGUCUAUACGGAGGAAAGUUCAACUUUUGAUUCUAAAUUUCCAGUGGAAUAGUUCUUUUUUUUAGGUACCGUGUUCAGUUCUGCAAAUACACAGAAGGGUUUGGGGACAUUAGGGAAAUUGCUGUAUUUUAGGAUUGGGAUUUCUUAACUUGAUAAACAUGGUGGUGCUGGAAUCAAUUGCAGCGACCUCUCUUCUUGGGCACCUACCACUGUGUGGAAGGGUCUCUGUGAGUGUCAGGGAUGUUCCCUGCAAACAGAAAUCUUUUAGUAACUGCCGGUUCCCCUCAACAGUUUUCAUUGGUAAAAGGAUAGGGGUGUCUCCCACUUCACCAAGAUUGAGAGUUGAUAGGUCAGUUAAUUCAUCAGUUAAGGCGCUUGCAAAGGAGCUGACAAAAGAGGUAUAUGCAUUUAGAGAGGAAGAUAGAAAGCCACGAGAUUGGAAUUACCAAGCUGAUACUGGUGUUGAUCGAAGACCUGGUUUGUGGCCACCGGAGAACAGGGCUGAUAAUCCCUCAUUGCACAAUCCCUUGCUUCGUCAGGAAAGGAUGGGUUGUGGUUGGUUAAGUGCUAUAUUUGAAUUGGAAGGAGUUAUGGUUGAAGAUAACCCUGAUCUUGAGAAGCAAGCCUGGCUGACUCUUGCUGAAGAAGAAGGAAAAUCUCCUGCUCCAGCCUUCAUUCUUCGAAGAAUAGAAGGGAUGAAGAAUGAGCAAGCAAUUUCUGAAGUUCUGUGCUGGUCAAGAGACCCAGCAGAAUUGAGAAGAAUGGCUUCGAGGAAGGAAGAAAUCCACCAAGCCUUGGAAGGUGGGUUAUAUCGAUUAUGUAAUGGUUCCCGUGAAUUUGUAAAUAUUUUGAUGCAUUACAAGAUACCGAUGGCAUUGGUUUCCACCCGACCAAGGAAAACCCUUGAGACUGCAAUUGUGACAGCUGGGAUUGAGGGGCAGUUCAGUGUCAUUGCAUCAGCAGAGGAUGUUUACCGGGGUAAACCUGAUCCUGAGAUGUUUCUGUAUGCUGCACAGCUUCUAAAUUUUAUACCUGAACGCUGCAUAGUGUUUGGAAAUUCUAAUCAGACAGUUGAGGCUGCACGUGAUGCACGAAUGAAGUGUGUGGCUGUCGCUAGCAAACAUCCUGUGUAUGAACUUGGGGCUGCAGACUUGGUUGUGAGCCGAUUAGAUGAGCUUUCAAUUGUUGAUCUGAAGAACCUUGCUGACAUCGAGUCGUCUGAAUAUGGAUCUGGAGAGCCAGAGUUAGAAAUGGAGAUGGAAGAGGAAGAGGAUGGCCCAUCAUCCACCACAACAGCAGUUGAUGAUAUCUUCUGGUAACCAUUAGAAAUUGUACAGUUUUCUUUAUGCUUUCACCUAAUUCUUGAUGAUAAUGGCUCCAUAUAUUGCCAUUUCUGUGUAUAACAAGAAAAAGGAACAAAAAAACAGGAAAUUUAGAAAAACACAAAGGUGGUCUGCAUUAGACUACCCCAAUAUUACAAUGGAUGUAUUAUUUGUACCAUAUAUAUGUGCUUAAUACUUCAAAUUAUU
Messenger RNA from Rubroshorea leprosula, 1687 nucleotides. Lineage: Eukaryota; Viridiplantae; Streptophyta; Magnoliopsida; Malvales; Dipterocarpaceae. The record is from the annotation of a GenBank genome assembly.